Molecule: messenger RNA, 2084 nt
Organism: Ceutorhynchus assimilis (cabbage seed weevil)
Lineage: Eukaryota; Metazoa; Arthropoda; Insecta; Coleoptera; Curculionidae
Source: the annotation of a GenBank genome assembly
CGAUGACUCAAGUGAUUGAUGAUACACCGAAAAAGCUCGAACCUCGUUGAAGUGGCAGCGAUACCGUUACAUUUCAGACUAGACCAGAGUCAAACCGUUCAUUGGCCAAACGAAUAUACACAGAGAAAGAAAACACGAGGUGGAUCAGCCACACUCAUGCCAGUAUGGCUUUAGAUGCGAGUAUAAGAGGUUUCUUAAUGGGGUUUUUAGAAGGGGCGCUCAUCGUAUUGAAUUGAAUGGAAAUAUCGGGAAAAUUUUAUUGUGAGUUGUGGGUCUUUGUUUUUUGGAUCUAGCCGCAAUAAUUAAUGUUUGAAAUGAAGUAGUAACGUGUUUCCCCUUCUUGAAUUUUUCAUCAAAAGGUCGACGUCUGCCAAGCGGAAAAAUCAAAGAGGCACAAAUGAGAAAAAUACGAGAGAAUCUGGCGAUUUUUUUCGUCCCCCUUGUGCCGUUGUUGUUUGCGGACGUGCAAAGUGUGGAGCCUUCUCAAUGUAUCGCUCCUCUUGGGAUGCAAAGUGGUGCAAUCAAAAACCAAGACAUAACAGCAAGUUCAUCAUUUGAUCACGGAAAUGUUGGACCUCAUCAUGGCAGGGUGCGUAAUGAACUCAAUGGUGGAGCUUGGUGUCCGCAAAACCAAGCCACUCCCGAAACAAGAGAGUGGAUUGAAAUUGAUUUACAUAUAGUUCACAUGAUAACUGCCACAGAAAUACAGGGACGGUUUGGUAAUGGCCAAGGAGUUGAAUAUGCUGAACAAUAUGUCUUGGAAUACUAUAGGCCAAGUUUGAAUAAAUGGGUACGUUACCGGUCAAAAGUCAACGGUCACCUUCUUAAAGGAAACGUUAAUACAUACCUAGAGGAAAAAACUAUUCUAGAUCCACCAAUAUGGGCGAGCAAAAUCAGAUUCCUUCCCUACAGUGCUAUACAGAGAUUCGUUUGCAUGAGAGUGGAAAUUUAUGGUUGCAAAUGGUCUGACGGUAUUGAAAGCUAUUCAAUGCCUGAGGGAGAUAAACGAGGAACUAAUUGGGAGUUUCGCGAUUUUGCUUACGAUGGACAAAGAGGAAUGAUUCUUAAACACGGCUUAGGUCAGUUGGUGGAUGGGCAAACAUCCCCAGAUGAUUUUAGACUACCGUUUCAAGAAAUUUCACUCCAAAACUGGAUUGGUUGGAAAAACGAUACCAGAUCACAUCAACCAAUAGAAAUAGUGUUCGAUUUCGAUAAGCCUCGAGAAUUUAGGACAGUGCACUUGUACACUAACAACCAAUUCCUUCGCGAUAUUCAAGUGUUUAGUUGUGUCAAAAUAUAUUUCAGUUUAGACGGUGAACACUAUAAAGGUGAUCCAAUAGUGUACGAGUAUAUUGAAGACAGAAUUUUUGAUAAUGCACGAAACGUGACGGUGAAACUACAUCAUAGAAUGGGAAAAUUUGUGAAGCUUCAACUUUAUUUUGCAGCCAAAUGGAUUUUGAUAAGUGAAAUUAAUUUUGAAAGUUCUAUUAUUGCAGGCAAUUUCACUGAAGAAACUACUGAAGAGGUCAUUGAUUCUAAAAAGUUCAACAUGAGUGAAAAUUUAGUAACAACCUCAAAUAGUGACCAUAUGGGAGUCUACAUAGGGAUUUCGAUUGGUGUUUUAUUGCUUCUGGUGUGUUUGGUAGGAAUAAUGAUUUUCGUGAUAGUCCAACAAAGAAAGUAUAAAAAUAUGCAGAGGCCAAGUCAGAUUGCUGAUAAAGGGACUUUAUAUCAGCCAGCUCCUUUAGAUCUCAUUAAUAUGUCCUCUGACUAUGCUGACAUUCAAGAUUUCGAAUAUGCGGUGCCUCUUCAGGACGGCUAUGCUUCUCCAAGUGAUUCUAUAGCAAAACCAUCAUGUUUGUCUCAGCAAUAUUACGCUGAAAUUCCAGAUUUUAUACCUGCCUCGCCUACAUUACGUAUGUCAGAUUCUCCUAAUCCUAGGCGAUAUAAUAGGUCGCCUCCUGGAAGAUAUAUGAAUCCAAUAGGGCUGUGAUUAUUUCAGAAAUUUUGUAUAAGCUUGAAGGCUGAUUUUGACCAAAUGUAUUCUUUGUACAGUUUAUAUGUGAUUUAGAUAUUGUGUAAAU